CCCUCGCGUAGAGCCGCCCUGAAGACAAGGGGCCCCCUCUUUGAAUGACAGCGCUUUGGGAAGGAAGACGAAUUUUUGUCUGAUUUCCCGCAGCCACAGCGUCGAUGAGAAGCAGUCGAGGAACUCCAUUCUAACUGAAUGGAUUGGUAUGGGGAGAAGCGGACCACAAAUCACGGCUAAGCGGCAGCUUUGGGACUGUGUAACGUUGACGAUGGUUUUACUUUCGCUGCUGUUUCGACCAGCUCACUGCCAGCAGUGUCGAAUCCAGCGCUGCAAUGCCGAGUAUGUGGCUUCUACCUCACCCUCUAGUGGUCUGCAGGAGGACGUGGCUCUGGAUGUGGACUACUGCAUCGCCUUGCGGGCCUACGCCCUGUGCACCCGGCGGCAGGCACGCAGUUGCAGGGGCGACCUGGUCUACCACUCGGCCGUCUUCCGCAUUAAGGAGUUAUUCUCACAGCACAACUGCUCCAGCGACGGGCCCACCUCCUCCGCCAAGGUCCCCAGCACGUCUCGGCCGGCCGUGUCGGAGCUGUGCGACUACGAGAAUCGGGUCCUCGUGUCGGGUGCAGGCGGUCAGCAGAAGAAAUAUGCCCACUGUGGAUUAUUCGGAGACCCGCACCUACGGACUUUCCGAGAUGAGUUUCAGACCUGCAAGGUGGAGGGGGCGUGGCCUCUGAUCGACAACCGCUUCCUGUCGGUGCAGGUGACCAACGUGCCUGUUGUACUAGGCUCCAGCGCCACGGCAACCAGCAAGAUCACAGUGAUCUUCAAGUCAUACCACGGCUGUACAGAUCAGAAGGUGUACCAGGCCACCACAGAAGAUCUGCCGCUGGCCUUUCAAGAUGGCACUCGCAGUGGCGGUGAGAGCGGCAGCCUGACCAUUGUUGAGCGCGGCGGCUCCGGGGUGGGCCGGCAGGUAAAGAUCCAUGCCCGUUACAUCGGCACUUCCAUCAUCGUCCGGCGCGUGGGUAGCUACCUGACCUUCGCCAUCCGCAUGCCAGAGGACACCCUGGACUUCUCGGAGGACAAUGGCGGCCUGCAGCUCUGCCUGCACGGUUGCCCGCGCAAUGAGCUUAUCAAAGAGCACACACUGAGCCGUCAGAGCCAGCAGCCCCGCCUGCAGGGCACCAACACAGAGCUGGGUCCUCUGCGGCCUCCUCACCAGGUCUACACAGUGGAGCGGGCCACGGCCAAGUGUAGAGAGACUCUGCAGGUGGAGGACGUGUACUUUCAGUCCUGUGUGUUUGACUUGCUGACCACAGGAGACCCUGAGUUCUCUAUGGCAGCGUAUGGCGCCCUGGAGGAUUUAAAGGCGCUGCCUCCCAGUAAACUGAAGCAGAACUCCCCGUGGACUCCUCGUCCUACUAACCGAGGGGUGUCACACACGGCAGCCAGUGGCUCCCUGCUCUCGCUCCUACUCCUCAUUGUGCUGCUUUUGUGAAAAAUAAAAUAAAUAUAAAUGAUUUUUGAAAAGAGAGGAGAGAAAGACAAACAGAACGUGGAAGCAUUGCCAGCUUGAGGAAAGAGUGACUAGAGCUCAGACAUAUGUAUUUGUAAUUUCUUUUUUUUUAUUUGUGAAUGUUGUGAUCUUUUUCUGUUUUUGUCAUUUGAAGGAUUCCCCUGCCAUAAUAGAUGGCAUGUCUUCCCACUUCACAUUUUCAUGGGUCACAUCAUUUCAAGAAAAGCCAUUGAUAGAUUAAAUCAUGUGGUUGAAGUACAACAUGCUCUCCAUUCUCACCUACAUACUGUCAGUUGGUCUACAGCAGACUUUAAAAAGGUUAACUCCAUUAGUAUGUGUGCUGACGUCAAGGCAGCUAAGCAGAAUUUAGUUGUUUUUUUUGUAAAUAUUAUGUUUUUACUGAGAAAAUGUACAACGUCCAAACACUCCACCGUGAAUGGAAACUGCAUACGUAACUCCAAUGUGGCUUCUAGAUCCUGUAUAAUCCAGUAAUAUCAAUAGCACUUAACAGUUUUAACAGCAAGUUUUGUGUAUUUAAAUGUUCCUCCUUUGUCUGCUUCAACUGUUGUUUCAGAAAUCGGUAUGCUAAAAUACACAGGAUCCAACAACUGUAUGUAAAAACUACCUAUCCAUAAUACAUGAUGUGUCAGUGUGAUUUUCAGCAGUUCUCAUCUUCUGUGAAACACUCCCUCUUCAAGCUGUUCAGCUUCCAGUUUUUUAAAGGUUAAAAAAAAAAAAGAAAAAAACACAAAUCUUUAUAUAAUAAUAUAUUAAGAGAGUGUAUAUAUGUGUUUUAUAUUGUGUACAUUUGCCUGUGUAUAGAUGUUUUAACUGUAAUAUGUUUUACAUUCGUUGUGUUUUAGUAGGUUAUUUUGAGACAUUGUAAGAAAAGUAAACUAAUACGUGUUGUGUUGGAUAUGUAAUUUUCUGUAUUAAAGUGUUGGACACUCCAGAAAAA
Messenger RNA from Acanthopagrus latus (yellowfin seabream), 2417 nucleotides. It is a transcript of the gene rgmd, whose product is annotated as RGM domain family, member D. Gene Ontology annotation, cellular component: plasma membrane. Lineage: Eukaryota; Metazoa; Chordata; Actinopteri; Spariformes; Sparidae. The record is from RefSeq and is a predicted model, not a curated record. Gene Ontology annotation, biological process: BMP signaling pathway. The transcript has 3 exons. Bases 149 to 1441 code for a protein of 430 amino acids. Gene Ontology annotation, molecular function: coreceptor activity.